Molecule: messenger RNA, 717 nt
Organism: Xyrichtys novacula (pearly razorfish)
Lineage: Eukaryota; Metazoa; Chordata; Actinopteri; Labriformes; Labridae
Source: the annotation of a GenBank genome assembly
AUGCGGCAAAGGGAGAAGGAUGAUGAAAAGAAAGGAACCGAAAACACAAACAAUGAUUUCAACACUAUCAUGGCAGAACUCAAGGCGCAGCGGGAGGAGUUUAAAACACUCUUAAAAUCUCAGAGUGCUACGCUCAAAGCGCAUAUUAAUGAGGUGCAUACCUCACUUGAAAAACUUUUGGACAGUAAAGUGAAACGCCUUGAGCAACUGAUCGCGGAAAACCACGAUGAGAUGAAAGCUGAGAUGGAUACCAAAAUAAGCCUACUGCAGCAAAACCUUGACCUUGAUAUUGGCCAUGUCACGGCCAAACUGGAAGAAGCAAAAUGCCAUGUUAACAAGUUUCAAUCAGAUGUAUCUAUCAUAAUUCUGGGCCUCGCCUUUACCGAGGGGGAAAUCCCUUGGGAGAGAGCAAAUGCUUUAUUAUUCGAGGGGCUAAAAUGUGACCCGGUGCCUGAAAUAGUCAUCGCGGAGCGAACGACACCGCGAGGACAGGGGCCUGGGGUGAUCAAGGUGGAGUUCCGAACCGUGCAGGACAAAGUAGCGGUGCUGCAUUGUAAGAAGAAUUUGAGGGACAACGAACUGUUUAGCCGAGUUUUCAUUCACGCUACUAAGUCACACACAGAGAGGCUGAUCAACUUAAACUUCAGGACCCUUCUCAGUGAACUCCCGUGUGGAAAGGAUUAUUUCCUGACCGGGAACGGGACUGGUGAAACGUGA